AUGGUGUUUGGUCCAUUCACGGGAGUCGAUCACCACAAGAAAUGUGUCACUUUUGCUGUUGGUUACAUUGCAAAGGAAGAUGUUGCUUCAUUCCAAUGGCUAUUUAGAACAUUUGUUAAGGCAAUGGGCGGUAGGGAGUCCAAUUGUUUAAUUACGGAUCAAGAUCCAGCUAUGAAAAUUGCUGUAAAUUCUGUUUUCCAGCAAUUUGGAAGGAAUAUCAUUCAGGAUACUGAAUAUUUAAAGGAACUCAGUAAGUGUGUUUGGAAUUUAGAAAUUGAGGCUCCUGAAUUUGAAGAGAAGUGGAACAAUGUUCUUGUUGAGUUUAAAUUACAAGACCAUGAUUGGUUGAAUUUGAUGUUUGAGAUGAGAUCUAUGUGGAUUCCAGCGUAUUUUAGAGAUGUGUUUAUGGGUGGUAUUAUGAGAACUACCUUAAGGUCAGAGAGUGAGAAUAAUUUUUUUACAUCCGUUGUAAAUCCUCACGUGUCUCUUGUGGAGUUUUUCAUGAGGUAUGAAACUGCGUUGGAUGCACAGAGACAUAAUGAAUUGAGGAAGGAAGAUGGUAUUGAUGUAGAAAUUGUUACUAAGGCAAAUAGGAGAAGGAAAUUUAAAGUUUUGUUUGAGUGCUUUAGUUAUGACACUACCUGCUCUUAUAAGAAGUUUUAUAGGAUAGGAAUCCCAUGCAGACAUAUGAUAUGGAUGUGGAAGGCAAAGAAUUUAAAAAGCAUUCCAAAGCAAUAUAUCUUAGAUCGUUGGACAAUAAAUGCUACUCAGAAACCAGUGUUAGAUAUAAGUUGUUUAGACACCGAAUAUGAUAGGAGGGUGGUUAUAAAUGAAAUGUGGUCGGAGAUAUUUUCUUGUGUGAGUUGGGUUAAAGGUCAUGAGGAGGACUUUAUUAAGAAUAUUCGAGAGUUCAAGAAUAAAAUUGUAGCGACAAAAAAUGUUACUGUAGUUGAUACUCAGAAUGUAAGAUCUAGUGAACAUGAUAUUGAGAUGUUAAUAGGAUGUAGCAUUCCUGAUGAAAUACUUGUUCAGCCUCCUAAAGUGUCGAAGAAUAAAGGUACAGGUGUUCAUGAUGGCUGUGGAACUAGUGGGUCUAAAAGAUUAAAGGGUGCCAAAGAAAUAGCAGUUGAACAAUCUAAAAAGAAAACGAAGAGGAAAUGCAGUGGCUGUGGCGAGCUAGCAUAUCAUGAUACUCGGAAUUGUCCUCACAAAGCAUGA
This is a messenger RNA of Chenopodium quinoa (quinoa), 1218 nucleotides long. RefSeq names its product protein FAR1-RELATED SEQUENCE 5-like. The record is from RefSeq and is a predicted model, not a curated record. The transcript is spliced from 3 exons. The coding region runs from base 1 to 1218 and encodes 405 amino acids. Lineage: Eukaryota; Viridiplantae; Streptophyta; Magnoliopsida; Caryophyllales; Amaranthaceae. Gene Ontology annotation, biological process: regulation of DNA-templated transcription.